This is a messenger RNA of Copidosoma floridanum, 984 nucleotides long. Its product is annotated as organic cation transporter protein. The record is from RefSeq and is a predicted model, not a curated record. Lineage: Eukaryota; Metazoa; Arthropoda; Insecta; Hymenoptera; Encyrtidae. Gene Ontology annotation, cellular component: membrane. Gene Ontology annotation, molecular function: transmembrane transporter activity. Gene Ontology annotation, biological process: transmembrane transport.
AUGGGGUUUGGCACCAAAGCACAUCAUCGUCAAACAAGAGGGUUGUACAGAGACAAAGGGCACAAGCUUGAUCAGAUCAGCGAAACACCAUCAGCUGGAAAGCUCGUGUGUUGUGGGAUGCUGGAGUACGUGGGGCCAAAGUGGCGCACCUUCGUGGCCAACAUGUCGAUAGCGUUGUUCUUCACCUUCGCCGCGUGCGCCCUGCCGUGGAUCGCCUACUUCCUGGCCGACUGGCGACUGACGUGCGUCGCGACCUCGGUGCCACUCGUACUCGCGGUGGCUGCUCCCUGGCUGGUGCCGGAGAGCGCGAGGUGGCUCGUCAGCCAAGGCCGGGUCGACGAGGCCCUGAGGAUACUCGGCAAAUUCGAGAGGAUCAACGGCACCAAGGUACCCGACCACGUUUACAGGGACUUCAAGGACACGUGCGCGAGGGCCCGCAAGGACGAGGAGGCCGACAAGUCGUACUCGGUCCUGGACCUCUUCCGGAGCCCGAGGCUGCGAAACAUCACGGUCCUCCUCAUCGUCAUCUGGAUGGCCAUCUCGUUGGUGUUUGACGGCCAUGUGCGUAACGUCGACAACCUGAGGCUCGACGUGUUCGUGACCUUUACCAUAGCCUCGGCGACCGAGCUGCCGGCCGACACUUUUCUCACCCUCGUGUUGGACAGGUGGGGCAGGCGUUGGCUCGCUUGCGGCUCCAUGGCCAUCUCCGGGAUCUUCAGCAUCUGGGCGAGCCUCGUCACCAACAACAUAUACGCGGCGACGCUCGCGAUAAUGGGCCGGUUUUGCGUGAACAUAUCGUACAACAUCGGGCUGCAGUACGCGGCCGAGCUCCUGCCGACGGUGGUCAGGGCGCAGGGAGUCGCGCUCAUCCACAUAAUGGGCUACGUGGCGAGCAUAGUCGCGCCCUUUGUCGUCUUCCUUGAGGUGGUGUCGCCGGUGCUGCCGCUCUUUAUCCUCGGGGUCUUUCUCCAGAUACUAAUUUAA